Molecule: messenger RNA, 1851 nt
Organism: Lathyrus sativus (Indian pea)
Lineage: Eukaryota; Viridiplantae; Streptophyta; Magnoliopsida; Fabales; Fabaceae
Source: the annotation of a GenBank genome assembly
AUGGUUGUGGAGUCAUGGUUUCGUAAUCUGUGGAGGGCUCCUCGGAAGCAUGAUGCUAACUCCGAGGAGGUGAUUGGAGUAUUAGCAUUUGAAAUAGCAAGCUUGAUGUCCAAGCUUGUUAAUUUAUGGCAAUCGCUGAGUGAUAAACAUGUUGCUAGGUUGAGAGAAGAGAUCACAAAUUCAAUUGGCAUAAGAAAGCUUGUUUCAGAUGACGAUCAUUUUAUUGAACGAUUGAUCUGUAUGGAGAUAGUCGAAAAUAUGGCACAUGUUGCCGAGUCUGUGGCUAGACUUUCAAAGAAAUGCAACAAUCCUAUUUUGAAAGGUUUUGAAAGCACGUUUUAUGGGUUUAUCACUAUGGGUACGGAUCCAUAUGGGUGGGAAUUCACUAGCAAGAAGAUGGAAAGAAAGAUCAAAAAGAUGGAAAAGUUUAUAUCGACUAAUGCAAGUCUGUAUCAAGAGAUGGAGGUGCUUACCGAGCUGGAGCAAACUCUUACGAGAGUGAAGCCUAAUGGUGAGUCAGAUGGCGUAACUCUAAGUGAGUAUCAGAAGAAAGUUGCAUGGAAGAGGCAUGAGGUGAAAAGCUUGAGGGAUAUCUCUCUAUGGAACCGGACAUAUGAUUACACAAUACAUCUUUUGGCAAGAUCGUUAUUCACGAUAUUCUGUAAAAUCAACCAUGUAUUCGGAAUUCAAGAGAUGGUAGAUGAUGGUGGAACCAAAAACUCGAGUGUCUUAGAUUCUGAGAGCAUUUAUAGAAGUCAAUCGGUCUCUGCAUUAUUUCAAUCUUCAUUUGACCCAUCACAUAAUCAAAUUGCUAGAUUUUCUUCAGGUCCUCUUCAUAAUAUUACGGCGAGAUCGGGUCCAAUUGUUAGAACAAAUAAAACCAGCAUCUCUCAUUCAGGUCCAAUGGUUAGAACAAAUAAAACCAGCGUUUCUCAUUCAGGCCCCCUUGGUGACUCGUCGACAAAGUCUGGCCCGAUUUUAGGAAAGAAUACAAAUGUCAAUUUUUACUCAGGUCCCCUUGGAAGGAACGCAAAUCAUUCGGUCCCACUUAGUAGAACAAAAAAAAUGAGCAAGAUUUGGAACUUUUAUAAACACUCUACUGCCAUAACUGGGAAGGAAACUCACGCAAGACACAGUCGAAUGACUCAAGUAGGACCUUUCAAAGGAUGUAUGGCCUGGGACAGUUCCUCUGUAAUUGACUGUCAUUCAAGCGCAAGUGGUGUUCACAACGGGAUUCAGAAUCCCAGAGACGCAAAUUCAAACCUUCUCGGUCAUGGCAAAGUAGUUCAUCAUACUCAAUCAGUUUUCAAAUCUAUGUGCAAGCUUUUAAAUCCUCCACCUGAAACCCUCGGUGCUGCUGCUUUAGCACUUCACUAUGCAAAUGUUAUCAUUGUGAUUGAGAAGCUAGCAGCUUCUCCACACUUGAUCGGUCUCGAUGCAAGAGAUGACAUGUACAACAUGCUACCAAGACGUGUAAGAGUCGCCCUCAAAGCCAAAUUAAAGCCGUAUACAAAAACCAUGGCGUCAUCAUCGGUCUACGACACGAGUCUUGCAGGAGAAUGGAAUGAAGCAAUGUCAAGCAUAUUGGAAUGGUUGGCACCGCUUGCUCAUAACAUGAUAAGAUGGCAAACGGAGAGGAGUUUUGAGCAACAGAGCUUUGUUUCGAGAACAAACGUGCUGCUGGUUCAAACGCUGUACUUUGCAAAUCAAGAAAAGACGGAAGAAAUAAUCACUGAGCUUCUUGUGGGUCUGAAUUAUGUCUGCAAAUAUGGGAGGGAGGUCAACACAAAAUCUCUGGCGGAGUGUGGCAGUUUUAGGGUUGGCAAUGAAUAUCUUAAUCUGAAUAUAUAA